Solanum tuberosum (potato) is the source of this 976-nucleotide messenger RNA. RefSeq names its product chlorophyll a-b binding protein 6A, chloroplastic-like. Gene Ontology annotation, biological process: photosynthesis, light harvesting. Gene Ontology annotation, cellular component: membrane. Lineage: Eukaryota; Viridiplantae; Streptophyta; Magnoliopsida; Solanales; Solanaceae. The transcript has 4 exons. Bases 113 to 853 code for a protein of 246 amino acids. The record is from RefSeq and is a predicted model, not a curated record.
UUUUUUCCCCAUUCUCAUAUCCAUUUUUUCCCAUUCUCAUAUCCAUUUUCUAUUUUUCUCUACUCAUCUCCAAAUUAUUUUUUUGAACAUUUGUUAAAUUAACCAAAAGAAAAUGGCUUCUAACACAUUGAUGAGUUAUGGAAUUGCACCUGUUUGCCCCUCUAUUCUCUCUGCUUCCAAGUCUAAAUUCGUCACCGCGUUGCCGGUAUCCGCCGGAGUUACCAACGACACGUCAAGGUUCACCAUGUCGGCCGAUUGGAUGCCCGGGCAGCCCCGUCCAUCCUACCUCGACGGCUCAGCCCCCGGAGAUUUUGGAUUUGAUCCACUUGGUUUUGGAGAAGUACCAGAAAAUUUGGAAAGAUACAAAGAAUCUGAACUUAUUCAUUGCAGAUGGGCUAUGCUUGCUGUUCCAGGAAUCAUUGUACCAGAGGCAUUGGGCUUAGGUAAUUGGGUUAAGGCCCAAGAAUGGGCAGCUAUUCCUGGAGGACAAGCUACAUAUUUGGGCCAGCCUGUUCCAUGGGGAACACUUCCUACUAUUUUGGUUAUUGAAUUUUUAGCCAUAGCCUUUGUAGAGCAUCAAAGGAGUAUGGAAAAAGAUUCAGAAAAGAAGAAGUACCCUGGUGGGGCUUUUGACCCAUUGGGUUACUCUAAAGACCCUGCUAAAUUUGAAGAACUCAAAGUCAAGGAAAUCAAGAAUGGUCGUCUUGCAUUGUUGGCAUUUGUGGGAUUUUGUGUACAACAAUCAGCAUAUCCAGGAACAGGACCAUUGGAGAACUUGGCAACUCACUUGGCUGACCCAUGGCACAACAACAUUGGGGAUGUUGUUAUCCCUAAAGGCAUUUUCCCUAAUUGAAUUGUACCAUCAUAUAUAUUAGCCAAAAACACCUUGUAAAACUCUCCCAUAUUGUACUCAUAGUCUUGUAAUGAAAAUGGACUUUUUGUGUAUCCUUAGUCUAUGCAUGAUAUCCCUAUCUAA